Messenger RNA from Panthera uncia (snow leopard), 1065 nucleotides. RefSeq names its product taste 2 receptor member 16 (gene TAS2R16). Gene Ontology annotation, molecular function: bitter taste receptor activity; G protein-coupled receptor activity. The transcript has a single exon. Gene Ontology annotation, cellular component: membrane. Gene Ontology annotation, biological process: detection of chemical stimulus involved in sensory perception of bitter taste; sensory perception of taste; G protein-coupled receptor signaling pathway. The record is from RefSeq and is a predicted model, not a curated record. Lineage: Eukaryota; Metazoa; Chordata; Mammalia; Carnivora; Felidae.
ACAACAUUCAAACAGAUUUCUUUGCAUCCGGGCCUGCUAAAAAACCAGCAAGCAAAGCAUAAGCAGAUCUUGCAGAUAGGAAAAGAGCAAAGUGAAAGAUGAGCUGGGAAAAAUUUACAUCCAGAGGGCGGUAUUUUCUUGCAUGAGACAAUAGUGGGACUUGGAGCCUAUUCCCUACCUGGAAAUUAUUGCAGAGAUUUUGAGUCCGUGUCCAAGAAGAUACUUUGGAGUGGAAGAAUGAUGCCCCUCCGGCUCACUAUCUUCUUCAUAACCAUCUAUGUGCUCAAAUCCUUGAGAGUAAUUAUGCAGAGGAGCUUAAUGUUUGCAGUGCUGGGCAGAGAGUGGGUGCAGGCCAAAAGGCUGUCAUCGGUGGACUUGAGUCUCAUAUGCCUGGGUAUUUGCUGCUUCUGUCUACAGUGGGCAUCUGUCCUGUACAAUUUUUGCUCCUAUUUUAACCCUAACUAUGUAUUUUGGUACUUAUCAAUCACCUGAGAAUUUACUAAUACUCUUACUUUCUGGUUAACCAGCUUGCUUGCUGUCUUCUACUGUGUCAAAGUCUCUUCCUUUACCAGUCCACCUCUUCUAGCUGAGGUGGAGAAUGUUGAGCCAAGGUUUGUUCCUUGGCUGUUGCUGGGUUCUUUGUUGGUUUUUUGUGUGUCAAUCAUCUUUUCAACUAUUAGGAAUUGUGUCAAUGUUCGCUUAAUCACCGUGGGGCGUUUCUCUACAAACAGCACUAUGGUUAAGGGACUUAAGACAUUCCAUUUGUUUACCAUAUCUCAUCUAAUGGUUGCAUUGGUUAUUCCUUUCCUCCUGUUCCUGGCCUCCACCAUCCUGCUCAUGGCCUCACUGUUCCAACACAUGGAGCAGAUGCAACACCAUAGCACUGGUCACUGCAUGAAAGCUCACACCACUGCCCUGACGUCUCUCACCAUCUUCCUCGUCCUCUUCACCUCUUACUUGCUAACCCUACUCAUCUCUAUUAUGAGUAUCUCAUUGGAUAAGAGGUCUUGGUUCGGGGCUUGGGGAGCUAUCAUCUGUGCUAUAGUCUCUAUUCACGCCACUUAA